UUUUCCAAGAAAUUGGGAACUUUAUUAAAAUGUCUUCAUUGCGCAGCGUCAAUCUGCGACCAGCGUACUGUCUAAUCCCAGCGUUAUCCAUCCUCCUCUUGACCGCCUGGAUCGUCGUGUCCCCGCCCAGUACGCAGCGCUACCUGGUGGCUUUGAUCCCCAGCGUAGCGUAUCAUUCGUCAUCGCCCGGCAUCGCCGACAUCACCGACGACACGGUCAUCGACGCAACUUCAACCAAUUUCCCGGUGCAUUUUGUGCGCUUGUACCCAACCGCCCCGGGCGCCAACGACACACUGUGUUGGGUGCAGUGUGUCAGCUUAUUAUCCGUGCUGAUUUAUAUCAAACCAUCGCGCAUCUACAUCCACACCAACUACCCGGAUUUCUGGCCGUUUGACACGUGUAAUUCGCUGAUUUCCAAUUGGACGACGGUGCGAUUGGUUCGUACGCGACGGCGCUUCGUGAUUGGCCGGCACCGGUUAAGCGGGACAGCGAAGACCAUCCGCCACGAAGCGGAUCUGGCGAAACUGUUUAUUUUGCUAAAACACGGCGGGAUCACGCUAGAUUUUGAUGUAUACGUUUUACCGAAAAUCUCCAGGUUGGUGAUUUUAUUGGAGAAGAAGUACGACUGUAUCGCUACUCAGGAGGACGCCAGCAACACAAAUAUUGGGUUCCUGGCGUGCCGGAAAGGCGCGGCGUAUGUGAAGGAUAUUUUACAGCAUUAUGUGGAUGAUUAUCGGAGAACGUGGGUGUAUAAUUCGGGAUUAGUGCCGAUGCAGUUGUAUAAGAAUACUUCGGAGCAUCGCACGUCGGUGUACAUGGACCAGAAGAUCGCCAUGAAUCCCAGUUGGUAUAAGAAGAAGGAUAUGUGGGAGCAUGAUGACAGGGUUGAUUGGCGCGAUAAACCGGCGUACCAUUCGUUCUUUACGGAUUGCUCCGUUACGCAGAAAUCCUUAGUUACGCGCAAUACGAGUUUGUUUCAAUUGUUUUCCUCGAUUGUGCAAGACGGACGGUUGACACGUGGUUAA
This is a messenger RNA of Paramacrobiotus metropolitanus, 1025 nucleotides long. RefSeq lists its product as uncharacterized. Bases 30 to 1025 code for a protein of 331 amino acids. Lineage: Eukaryota; Metazoa; Tardigrada; Eutardigrada; Parachela; Macrobiotidae. The transcript has a single exon. The record is from RefSeq and is a predicted model, not a curated record.